Molecule: messenger RNA, 4131 nt
Organism: Monopterus albus (swamp eel)
Lineage: Eukaryota; Metazoa; Chordata; Actinopteri; Synbranchiformes; Synbranchidae
Product: ubinuclein-1
Exons: 13
Coding region: 67-2529 (820 amino acids)
Biological process (GO): chromatin organization
Cellular component (GO): nucleus
Source: RefSeq, a predicted model, not a curated record
UCAAACCGUCCAGGUCUCCUUCCACCCAAACCAAGGAGGCCGCUUGUUGUAGCGUUACUAGCUGCGAUGGCGGAAUCUAGGCGAGUUGAUCUGACCACUUUGAACUGUGGUCUACAUUCAUCUUCUAGCCAGCUUUCUUCGGUCCAGAGGUCCCGGUCAGGUGGUCUGUGUCCUGCAGACAAGUUUCCAGGCUCGCCUGCUGACACCGACACGGUCCGGCUGGUCCUCUCGUUGUUUGACCCCGAUGAACGGAGCUUUCCGGAGUUCAGCUACACUCAGCUCGUCGACAACAAGAUCAGUGACUCAAAAGAUAAAGCCCCACUGAGCAGAUAUGAAGAAGGAAGAGAGAAUGAUGAGGUUGUUGCCAUUGCAAAGAAGCUGGAGAAAAAAUAUGGUAGAAGCCUGAAGAAAAAGGACCGCAUUCAGGACCUCAUUGAUAUUGGCUACGGAUAUGAUGAAGAGGAUUCUUUCAUUGACAACUCUGAGGCUUAUGAUGAGUUUGUGCCAGCCUCCAUCACCACCAAAUUUGGUGGCUUCUACGUGAAUUCAGGCGUGCUGCAGUUCCGCCAGGCUUCAGACUGUGACACCGAGACGGAGGAUCUCAGAACAGAGGAGAAAACACUUAAGCCCUCAAAAAAACGUCAUCACAGUGGUGGACAAGAUAAGCCGAAGAAGUGGUGCAGAGAAGAUGGAGAGAGGAAAACCAAUAUGGAGUCUAGGUCGAGCAUUUUGUCUGGAAUCUCCCUAGCUCAUGAGAUGAAAAAGAAGAAAAGGACUGUCGGCACACUAAGUGUCACUAGAAUGCUGAAAAAGUUUCAAAGAGAGAAAGAGAAGAAACAGAAAAUGGAGAAAGCAAAUCUGAAGGCAGCUGUAAUUAUGGAUGGACCCACAAUUCCUCGGUGUCCGGCAGAUGCCGCUGGCGGUGGAGGCUUAGGAUUGACUGAGCCUCUUCUUAGUUUAAUUGGAUCCACCAAUGACCACACUCUCAUCCAGGCAGCCAGCACAGUGGAUUUUGAUAUUGAUUUGGACUCUCUAUUAGAUGUCACUGAGGCUUCAUUGCCAGAAUCACUUCCUCAACCUGCUGCAGAGACGCAGCUCUUCAAACCAACAGACGAUCGGGGCCAGUUGAAUGUUUCUGCUGAAGCCCAAACUCCAAAGAUGAAUUUGCAGCCAAAAGCUCAUUCAGAACAAAUACAGCUCCUGUCCGAAGCCAGUUCUGCCUCUUCACAUCAGUGUGUCCCUCUACCAGAGGGACUUCCUCCAGGAUUGGAAGAGAACAUUAGAAAACUGAUGGUGGCUGCCAGGACUUCAGAGGGAGGGUCAAAACUGAAGUUCUUCACUCCAGAAAUCAACUCAAUCCUGCUAGAUAUUGAGUUGCAGUGUCGGGAACGGGGCAGCCACUUGCGCUCCAAGGUGUACACGCACACGUCGUCUUUUCUGCCCUGCAGCAGAGAAACUCUCCUCAAACGUGUAAAGAAACUGUUACUCACACACAUGGAGGGACCCCCUGACACAGAAGAUCCCAUGCAGAGACUUAAGGAGGCCGUCAGCAGAGCCAUGUCGGAGCAGACUGAGCGUUACCAUGAAAAGUGCCAAGUAUAUGAGCAAGUCAAGGCUUCAAAGGCAACAGAGGAGGGGAAACAGAAGAUGAAUGUUGUUGCAGAGGACAAUGUGGAGGAGAGAAGUGGAAAAAGAGGUCCCAAGAAGCUGUUCAAAUGGAAUGAGGAGAUCAGAGAGUGCUUGUGUCAUGUCUUGGGACCAAAAAUGGACAAAUAUAAAAAGGAAGGCAAAGGGAGCCAGGAGACGGAGGAGUACCUUAAGACGUUGCUAGAUAAUGAAGUCAAACCACUUUGGCCAAAAGGAUGGAUGCAGUCCAGGGCGCUGUUAAGGGAGAGCAGGAAAUUAGGCUUCUUUACUUCGUUACCAGUUAAGAAGGCCAGAUCUGAUAAGAAGCAGCCCUUCAUCAGUGGUGCUUCCGCAGUGUUGGAUGCUCUCCAGGGAACUCCCCCAGUGAAAGAACAGCUCUCCCAGGAAACAGAAGAUGUCCUUAUAGAAGGCUCUGGUGUCACCACUUCUAUGUCACUUGGUGCUGUGUUGAAGGAAGCUGAAGUCUUAAAAAAGGGGGAGGGUAAAAAAGCAGGAGGGGUGGUGGUGGCCAUGUGUUCCUCUACAUCUGCAGUGUCAGAAGAUCCUCUGGUCAGCGCCACAUCUGCUCCCACUCGUUCACUUCUGGAGCUCCUUGCUGAUCACACGCUUGCUCAGGAGCAGACUCUCUCAGUUCCCCAAGAGCUCCUCGCAGCAGCUGUUCCAAACUACAGACAUUCAGUUCAGCACUGGAGCUUUGGGUCGGAUCCCAGAGGUUCUCCCUUUUUUCCUCCAGCUCCUCAGUCCAGUCCAAUCGAAUUCCCAGUCAGCGGGGUAUGUCAUGAUGUUUUGCCCCAGCUGCUGCAGUCUCAGCACUUCGCCAGGCUCAUAGAUGCUGGCCAUCUGCAAAUCCUCGCUGAUGAGGUUGAUAAUGCCAUACAAUGACAGCUCUCAAUGGAAAUGUGCACCCAGUAAGUUUUCCUUACUGUAUUUACUUUGUAUUGGUAAAGCUUUAGAUUACCUUAAGUGUUCUUUAUUGGCAGAAGGAUUAAAGGGGUAAUACAUUAAUUUAAAUUUUCACUUCUAUAAGGUGGGGGAGAGAGAGAAAAUAAAUAAGAAUGACCAGCAGAGGUUAAAUUACACUUUAAUGCUUACUAUGGGUGAAGCAAAUACACUGGGUCCUACAUAUCCCAUAAUGCAAGCAAUUGCUUAUUUAUUUAUUUAGAUCAUCCCUGCCUCUGUCAGACUCCACACUUUGACUAAGUAAAAGGUCACUUACCUGGCUUUCCAUGAAACCUGAGCACCAUGCAUCAACUGGUGAAGACCAGGAGCUGUGAAAAAGGAAAAAGCAAAUCGGUGGAUUUUGGCUCAAUAUUAUGUUGCCAAGCUUGUGAACUGGAGUUUUGAAGGAGUGUUAGGGUUCAUUGUUGACUUUGGAAAUGUGAUGUACACUUUCUGUGGAAAUCUCCAAGCCUGAGCAGAGAGAGCCUGAUGACAUCAGCAGGGUUGUCAAACUCAGUAGUGCCCUAUUUGAUGAGUAACCCGACUUCAAUGUUACUAAUACCUCAGUUGUCAGUUUAUCAGGUACUGAAGCUGAAACCAAAUCUAAUACAGCAGCCCUACAAUAAAUCUUCCCUUCAUGAAGGUGUAAAUGUUUUGUUUUUUGUAUUGCUCUAAAGCAUUUUAAACAAAAACUGAAUGUUAUCACUUUCAGAAAGCAAUGAUUCAUUGCAGGGCUGUUUUAUUAGACUUGGCUUGUUCAGUGCCUGAUAAAGUGACUUAAGUGCUACAAAAUACUGUACCUUGUACAUUUCAAUAACUUAAGUGCUAGUGACACAGCUGUAUGAUGCUGAGUGAGCCCAGACAUUUAAAAUGGAUAUACGAUGACUCGCGUUUUCUUUCUAGAUGGGAGCAGUGCUCUUGGUGUUGGACUGGGCAGCAUUCUGACAGAGUAGUUACAGUACCAAAGUCAACGGUAAUAAAUGGCUUCCCAGCCAUAGAUAAUAGGCUAAUAUUAAAAAUUCACUACAGCCACAAGCUGUGGUUUUUGACUGUGGUCAUUUGCUUUCUGUCAUCUUUGUAUUUAUCAUCUGAGACAGAAAAACCCACAGAAGGUGGUUUUGAACCAAUGAAACAUGAAGUGGCACUUUACCAAUGAGCAGAAUAGUGAACUGAGAUACAGUACCAUUCCUUAUUUAAAGCGGUGGAGGCUUAGGAUUGACUUAACCCUGUAUGGCAGGUAUGUUUAAGCUUUUCAAGUGUAAAUAAUUGACUUAAUAAAAGGUUGUGUGCGGUGUAGCCAUUUCUUUUGAGCCUAAAAGUUUAGAAUGUUUUGUUUGUGCACUGCAUCCAAAGGGAUAUUUGUUGUUUUUCAUGUUAAUUGAAAAAGGGUUGUGUUCACAUUUUUCUCGUUGAAGGACUGCACGCUAAAUCAAAGCUGUGAUGUGAACACCAGCCAGCGGAAUUUAAUUUCGAGUUGUGUAGUUUGAAACAUGUUACUGUUUGCACUUCAUAUAAUCAAGUUGUCAGUGUUGUAUAUCAAUGAUU